GCAGGCCCGUCAGUCGCUCUGCCGACGUCAGUCAGUCAACAUCAGAUAACUUCCCACCGAUUUGUUUUGAUUGUUCGGACGUGUAACGGUCGUGUGACGUGUAUGUUGGACAAACUAGUGUUGUAAUUUUACUGUGUUAAUAUUUUAAAUACUGUAACAAUAAGCAAGAUGAAUGAUGAAAAAUUGAUAGAAUGUGUUCGCCAAAACCUUGUUUUGUAUGAUGUGUCUAACCCCAAGUAUAUGGACUCGUCGGCGAAAAAUGAAAUUUGGGAGAUGAUAGGUGUUGAAAUGAAUUUAGAUGGAGGAACAUGCAAAGCCAGGUGGAAUAACAUUAGAGACACCUACAGGAAAUCCUUGAAAAGAACUGCAGCGAAAAGUGGAAAAGGAGCAAAGAAGAUUAAACUGUACAAGUAUUCCAACCAACUAAGCUUCCUGCAAAAGUAUUUGGAUGAAACUUUUAGUAAUAUUGAAAACCAAACUGGUGAUACACUGGAGGAGGAGCUAGAUGAGUUUUACGCAGGCAAUAUUUGUGAUGUCUACACCGAAGAGAAUUUGGAGAAUGAAACUAUCAAGGAACGAGUUCAAAAACCUACCACCCAGAUCAACAAAAAUACUAUUUCAAAAUUUAGAUUCCCGUCAAGCCCUUGUGUGAAGGCCGUGAAGAAAAUCACGAAAACCAACACAAAUGAAGAAAAUGUGUCUUUAAAAUUGAUGGACUUUCUUACCAAAUAUAAACAAAAUCCAAAGCCGGCGGAGCAUCCAGUCGACGCCUUCUUAAGUGCAAUGGCACCAUCACUGAAAACUUUCUCACAGUAUAAUUGGCAUCUGGCCAAAUCAGAAAUAUUUAGCGUAGUUCAAAAAUACGAACUUAAAACAAUUACAGGACAGCUACAACCUGAUGACAUUUCCAGCAGUCCAACCAAUCCCCGAAGCUCUGCAACCCCCCCACUCUCUUCAUCAGUGCCACCACAUUCUACUUGAACAUUUCUAUGGCCGUUCAUAGUUAAAUAGUUCUUUUUGAAUUGCCUGUACCAUCUUAAAGAAAA
Macrosteles quadrilineatus (aster leafhopper) is the source of this 1046-nucleotide messenger RNA. RefSeq lists its product as uncharacterized. The coding region runs from base 169 to 981 and encodes 270 amino acids. The record is from RefSeq and is a predicted model, not a curated record. The transcript has 2 exons. Lineage: Eukaryota; Metazoa; Arthropoda; Insecta; Hemiptera; Cicadellidae. Gene Ontology annotation, biological process: regulation of transcription by RNA polymerase II. Gene Ontology annotation, cellular component: nucleus; transcription regulator complex.